This is a messenger RNA of Mercurialis annua (annual mercury), 1296 nucleotides long. RefSeq lists its product as uncharacterized. The transcript is spliced from 9 exons. The record is from RefSeq and is a predicted model, not a curated record. Lineage: Eukaryota; Viridiplantae; Streptophyta; Magnoliopsida; Malpighiales; Euphorbiaceae. Bases 59 to 1015 code for a protein of 318 amino acids.
CACAGUCAUCGUCAUCAAUAACUGAAAACAAACCCGCCAAAAAACUGAUUCAGAGAAAAUGAAUUCAAUUCUCUUCUUCCAUCAACACGCUCUCCCCAUUACACUCACCGCCACUUCCUCUAAAUUUCCUCAUCAAUUCUCACCUUCUCUAACAAUCAUCUCCUUAAACCCUAACUCGCACCAAUGUACUCAGAACAAUUUUAUCAAAUCAAAUCCCACAGUAACCGCCACUCAAUUGUACGCUCUUACCGACUCAUCAUCGUCUUCAGAUUCGUCUUCGUCUCAAUCCACUGAACCUUCUCCUCAAUCACUACUACUUCAACUCUCUGAUUGUUUUGAUCUUCCUCCUGAUUAUUUUAAAAAGUUACCGCGCGAUCUUCGAUUAGAUUUGAAUGAUGCAGCGUUUGAUCUUUCUAACGGACCUGUUCUUGAUGAGUGUGGCCAAGAGCUUGGGGAGCUCUUGUUAGAUCUUUCUCGAGCAUGGGAAUCAGCCGACACAGCAACUUCUCGUGAAUUAAUAAGCAAGCUUCCUAUGUUAGAGGGAACUUUGACAAACAAGGCCAAGGCAGCUUUUGGCAGACGUUUGGUAUCUGCUGGAAGGCGGUUUCAGUCCAUGGGACAGUAUGGCCAAGGUGAAAUGCAGAAGGUCGCACAAGCAAUGACCACUGCUGGAAAACUUCUAUCUGCAAGUCCAGUAGCAACAACUGGCGAAGAACCAAAAGAUGAUACCAGAGUCUUCAAGUUUGGAGAACUUCAGGUCGCGAUAACACCAGAAAAGGCCAAAAUAGGUGCUGCCAUUGGAGUUGUUUUUGGGAUCCUUUCAUGGGGACUAGGUCAGGGUAUUCAAAGCGUACCAGAGAGCUCAUUGCAGUAUGCGAAUGACAAUGCAUUAUUGCUAGCUAAGUCUCUUAGAGGAACUCUGCUUGUGCUCUUUUACUCAUCAUCAGUUUUGUCUGCUUUUACGUCUGCGGCACUUUUCUUGCUUGCAAGACAACUCGAGUCAGAGGAAAAGUGAGCUUUUGUGGUACAAACUUCGCAUCGGUCUUGCUUGUCAACGCUCUGGGCAGUUGGACUCGCUGUGUUUUAGUUCGCCAGUUCUGUUAAUACUGAUGAUAUUAAAGACCUAAAACUCUUGUCCAGCAAUUGGAUCAAAAAGCAUGGAAGUACGGAAUUAUGAAUAGAUAACUGUUUAAUAACACUUUCUGGUUUUUAUUUCUACAAUAGAUGGUCCAGAUGAAAUUGUUGUUAUGUAUAUAUUUUAUAGAGGUGGAAACCAAUUCAUCUGCAUUUUCGAUA